CUAACAUACUUUGUUUCCUAACAUGAUAACCACUUUCACACCUACUUCUAGUUGAAAUUUGAAAAUGGCUAAAAACUCCUCAUAACUCGUUAUUAGGAUUUCGUCCCUACAACAGCACACAUGACCCAUCAAUGAAAGUGUAGCUCCUUGUAAACUUUGUGCUCCCAAUUCCAUGGUUUAGUUCGACAAUAGCUCUAAUACAACUAAGUGCAAAAUCAACAAACCUAAAAAAGAAAAAAUUAAAAGGGGAUUCGAAAAAAGAUGAGCUUCAAUGUGAAAGAGUCCACCAUGGUGUGCCCAGAGGAGACUCCAAGACAUAGUGUUUGGCUCUCAUGUCUAGACUUGAUGAUCCCCACGCCCUAUUCACAUACCGCUAGUUUUUUCAUCUACAGUCCACAAGAGGUGAAUAAUGCAUCCAAAAGUUUUGACACGCAAAUUUUGAAGGAGUCUUUAAGUAGAGUUUUAGUGCCAUUUUAUCCAUUAGCGGGGAGAUUAAAGAAGAAUGAGGAAAGUAGUCGAUUUGAGAUCGAUUGUAAUGCGGCAGGCGUCUCAUUUGAAGAGGUUGAAACAACGCACGUUCUUGCUGAUUUUGGUGACUUUAAGCCCACUACUGAACUUCGCAAGUUGGUCUUGCCUGUGUGCGACUACUCGGGCGGUCUCUCGUCGUUCCCCCUACAUUUGGUGCGGGUCACUCGCUUCGAGUGCGGGGGUGUGUGCAUUGGCUUCGGUAACAAUCAUCUUGUGGCCGAUGGAAUUGGAUAUGCAUACUUCACCAACUCAUGGGCGAGACUUGCAAGGGGGCUUGAUCUCGAUGUUCAACCCUUCCAUAACCGAGCUCUUUACCUAGCUCCUCGUCAACCACCUCUGGUUGACUUCCAGCAUUUGGAGUACGAGGCAGCUCCACCAGCCAAGGGCUCUGCUAAUCACGGUGAUAUAUCAAGGGAGUGCCUAUUCAAACUUUCUAAACAUCAAAUUGAUACCCUAAAGUUAGAAGCAACAUUCUCAUCCCAAGCAAUACAAAACUAUAAGCUCAGUACUUACGAGGUGCUAGCCGGGCAUGUGUGGAGGUGCGCAUGUAAAGCCCGUGGGCUAAUAGGGGAACAAUGCGUCAAGCUCCAUAUACCAACCGAUGGACGAUCGAGAUUACGAGAUCCCACCCUACCACAAGGAUAUUUUGGUAACGUAAUUUUUUUUACGGCUUGUACUGCAAAAGCAUAUGAUAUCACUACCAAGCCACUGUGGUAUGCUGCGAGUAAAGUUCACGAGGCACUAAAAAGGGUGGAAAGAACAGAGUACUUAAGAUCAGCAAUUGAUUAUCUAGAAAUGCAACCUGAUAUAACCAAUCUUGUGCGUGGGUCUCGUGAUGAAAACAGUCCAUACUUCUCAAUAAACUCUUGGGGUAGGCUUCCCUUUUUUCAUGAAGCAGAUUUUGGGUGGGGAAAGCCCAAAUUUAUAGGUCAUGGUGGUAUUAGAUUACAAGGCCAAGCAUUCUUCGUUCCAAGCCCAAGCAGGGAUGGCAACUUUACACUUUGCAUUAAUCUUUCCACUAUCCAUAUGCCUUUGUUUGAAAAAUACUUGUAUGACUUCAAAUGUCUUGCCAGCUUAUAGAUAGGAAAACGGUACAUCUAUUAUGAAACAUUUCAAUGAUGCAGGUAUUGAGUAAUAAUAUGGUAUAUUUAUGAUUGUGUGUGA
This is a messenger RNA of Beta vulgaris subsp. vulgaris (sugar beet), 1692 nucleotides long. Its product is annotated as shikimate O-hydroxycinnamoyltransferase. The record is from RefSeq and is a predicted model, not a curated record. Gene Ontology annotation, molecular function: acyltransferase activity, transferring groups other than amino-acyl groups. NCBI's taxonomy places the organism in Eukaryota, Viridiplantae, Streptophyta, Magnoliopsida, Caryophyllales, Amaranthaceae.